This is a messenger RNA of Penicillium argentinense, 3234 nucleotides long. RefSeq lists its product as uncharacterized. Gene Ontology annotation, biological process: regulatory ncRNA-mediated post-transcriptional gene silencing; negative regulation of RNA catabolic process. The transcript has 2 exons. Lineage: Eukaryota; Fungi; Ascomycota; Eurotiomycetes; Eurotiales; Aspergillaceae. The record is from RefSeq and is a predicted model, not a curated record. Gene Ontology annotation, cellular component: catalytic step 2 spliceosome. The coding region runs from base 1 to 3234 and encodes 1077 amino acids.
AUGGAUAGGAAUAGAUCGUCAAAGUUAAUUCAGAGUGGCCCAAUUCCUGACGCCGGCAUUAGCUCCGACUUUUUUACUAUCGAUCGAAAAGGUGAUCGCCUCAUUCCUGUUAAGGGAUAUGGAGCUCAUUACAAUCUACCAAAAUACCGACGAGCUGGACAAGGCCAAGUACUGGGCGCAGAUCCAAGAUACCGAUUGCACACGAAGGACUCAGCAUCUGAACCAUCCAAGCCCUUGUUCUCUCGCAGAUUUCAACAGCCAAGGCGGCUUCUUCGUGUGCGGACCAAACCUGCUUGCUCUGCAGCUUACCUGAAGCAAGAGAAUGAUGCCCUAGCACAAGACUUUCUACCACUUGAUGAUGCAGCGCACCAUGGCCCGGGCACAGGAGCAGAAGACGCCGGUUCGGAUGAUGAGCGUCACGCUUAUCGGUCCAUUCACGGCAAAGCAAAGGAGGAAGACAACAUCCCCCGCGACAUGGAAUUAGUUUCAGAUGAAUCAGAUCAGAAAGAUGGCUUCUCAUCGGAACGAAAAAAUCGUCAGGCGGAGCUCUCCCGCGCUGUCAAUCUCAACCCUUCUGACAUUGCUGCUUGGCUGAGGCUCAUUGACCAUCAAGAAUUCAUGGUCCUUGAUCCGAACGAAGAACCCCGCCUCCUGACCUACAAUGAGCAGCAAGGUGUGUCGGACGUCAAGUUGUCUCUCUACGAUAAGGCCAUAAAAAAAUCUGGAGACAGUCCUCACAAGGAUCGCCUGCUUCUGGGCAGACUUCAAGAAGGCGCGCAUCUUUGGGACGCAGAAGAAUUGACGAACCAAUGGAAAACGACUCUACAAGAAAAUUCAGGGUUCAUUAGUCUUUGGAUCAAGUACUUAGACUUUCGCCAGACUGACUUUCAGCACUUUGACUUUGAAGAUUGCAUGGAGACAUUCACCGAGUGUCUUGAUCUCAACGCGUCCAGCUUCAGCGGGACCGCCAAAUCCCAAGUUCAAUGCUACAUUUUCCUCCGCCUGACACUAUUCCUCCGUGAAGCCGGUUAUCUAGAAAUGUCGGUGGGUCUAUGGCAAGCGGUGCUUGAAUUCACCUACUUCAAACCAGACUCCUACACUGAAAUCACAGACAAGCAGGCUGCUCUUGCGUCUUUUCGCAGAUAUUGGGAGUCCGAGGUGCCACGCAUUGGGGAAGAUGGAUCACCAACUUGGCGCGACUGGAUCGAUCAACCACUGGAAAACAAUGUCCCGAUAGCUUUCCAUGAAUACAAAUCAUCUAUUGCCGCUGCCUUCUUGAUGAAGUCGUGGGAGGCGGCUGAGGAUGAGCGUGCCUUUGCCUCGCGAAUGCCAGCACGAACAUUUGAUCAAUUGGCACCCAGCCCGGGACCUGACGGAAAGGCGCAUUAUGUCGAUGACGUCUAUUCCAUUCUGCCCUUUUCUGACUUGGCCGACAUCCUGGGUUCAUUCUGGGAAAUGGGCGUCUCAGAGGAGCUCAUCGACAGCUUCUUGUAUUUCUGCCACUUGCCACACCUGACAAGAUGUACCAAUCUACGGACGACUCGCUUGUGGGCUGGUGACAGUUUCAUUCGAAAUGAGCUGCUCGACUACUCCGUGCCAGGGCUUCAUGACCGGGCUCCGCAAGGGCCAGAGGCCGAAGAACGCUAUCAGCGGUUCUCGCCUUUCUCUUUCCCAAUGUCGGACUUCUUGCCUACGUCAAGCACAUUGUUUCCAAGUCCAAGUGCCUGGUUCGAUUCUUUUCUCUCGUGGCGCCAACAGUAUAUCCCCCACGCAUCCUCGCUAAUUGACCGGAAAUGGGUACAGAUGACCCUACGACGGUUGGUAGAGCGCGGGCGCCCUCAAGAGGCAUUUGAUGAUGACUUAGCUGAGUACACCCUUGGGUUGAUGUUCGUGUGGGAUCCGAAAAAGGCAAAGCAAUAUGCCAAAAGUUUACUCAAGAAAUGGACGUCAAGUCUUAGAGUUUGCAAUGCUCUUGCUUUGAUGGAAUUGCGAAGUGGCUCACCUGCCGCUGCUGUUCGGGUGUGGUCAAGUUCAAUUACAUGGAGCAAAACCCGCCCACUUGAGAUCAGGAUUAACUCCGGGAUUCUUUGGAGUUCUUGGGCUUGGGAACUUGUUCAUCAGGGGUCAAUCUCUCAUGCUGCCUACGUUUUGCAUGCUAUUCCUGCACAGGGCAUAGAUCAGGACACGUACGAUAGUGUUAACCCGGCCAAUGUGGCCCCUCAACCGACUACGACGCUUCAGGUUCAAUCGUACUUGCGCGAAUGCCAAUCCGAAGCCUUGGCCUGCGAAAAUCCCCAUGCUUUUGUAGCAUACACCACCUGUUUCGCCCUUUUACUCUUGGUGGAACAGUGCCCUAUGCAGACCACACUUGAGGUAUUUUCUGAAGCUCUUCAGAAAUCGAACACCCUGUUUUAUGCAAACGAGAAACUCAAGGUGUACACCAGUGAGCUUUUACACCAGGCUCGAGUCGGACUACUCGGGUUCAAAUCCGAAUUGCUGGAUACGAAGCUUCCGCCAAAGGAAAUCCGUCAGAUUCUCCAAGAGAGCAUAUCACUGUUCCCCAACAACACCAUGUUCCUUUCCGUUUUCACACGCAAUGAAUCGUCCUUCAAUAUGCUCGACCGCAUUCGAGAUAUCCGGUCACUUACCAGAGAUCCUGAAAAUCGGUACAAGCUUGAUCACAGCCUGGGCUGGUCAGCGGCCGCAGCACAGGGUGUGCCCAUCACAACGCAUCUACUUCCGAUAUGGCGUGAACUCUCUCGUCCAGAUUGGGCGGGAGCCACUCGUCAUUCUACACGAGCUGCAUUUGAAAAAGCUCUCGGGGAUAUCGUGCAUGCCUCCCAGAAACCCAUCGGCAAUCUGAACCCCCGCGGCUUUGACACGGCUAGAGCCCGUUCGAACCUCGCGGUUUGGAAGCUGUACAUCAUGUUCGAAAUAUCUGGUGCCCGAGAUAUUGAGGCUGCAAAGGCCGUUUUUUACCGUGCUAUUCGAGCCUGUCCUUGGUCGAAACAGUUGUUCAUGCUUGGAUUCCGUUAUCUACAGCAUGACACUAUCCAAGCAGAUCCUAGCUUGAGUGAGACCUUGCUUCAAAAGAAGCCGAAAAAGCCGAAACCCACCGGACUAUCUUUUGACGAACUUCGAGUGCUGUAUAGCACAAUGAUCGCCAAGCAGUUACGCAUUCAUGUGGAUAUUAGCGAGGAAAUUCGGGACAUCGUUUCCAAGCCUACAGAAUGA